Messenger RNA from Odontomachus brunneus, 2090 nucleotides. RefSeq names its product sulfide:quinone oxidoreductase, mitochondrial (gene Sqor). The record is from RefSeq and is a predicted model, not a curated record. Gene Ontology annotation, cellular component: mitochondrion. Bases 587 to 1858 code for a protein of 423 amino acids. The transcript has 9 exons. Gene Ontology annotation, molecular function: sulfide:quinone oxidoreductase activity; FAD binding. NCBI's taxonomy places the organism in Eukaryota, Metazoa, Arthropoda, Insecta, Hymenoptera, Formicidae.
GAAAACUCCUCUCGAUACCAACUCCACUAACCCCACCAAGCCCAUCCACCACAGCCACUUUCCGUCGUGGACUUUCAGUGUUUUCGAACGCACCCAUGGAAGCAUCUAGCUGUGCAAUGGCGUAGGGCCACUUAAGUCAAGGUGUGCUCAGCCAACAAUUGAAGUCUGAAGUCUUGGUCCAUUACAGAAUAUGCCGGAUAUAUUGCAUUUGCGACGAUUAUAUGACGUAACGCGACCGAACGAAGGCGAAUUUUUGUUGAUUCGCGCAAGUGGUUCCGAAAAUGGUGUUUGAUAUCAUGAGAUAAAAUAUGACAAAUAUUCGAAAAGUGAGAAGGAUUAACCUAGUGUGAGAAACUCAAAGUGUGUGCAAACUUAUGUAAAGUGCGGAUUUUCAAUAAUCUCCGAGAAUACAUCAAUAUAUAACACGAUAAUUCUUAUCAUAUCAUAUUGUUGAUAUUUCUGUAUCGUUACAUUUUACGAAUGAAUGUGGUGAUUACAUCGUGGAUAUCACAAUUGCAUUUGCAAAUUUGUGGUUGCUUCAAUAAAUUUUACUAAUUGAUAAAUUUAUUUACAUAGAAAUUUGCUGAUGAGAGAUGAAUGCAGACAAAUCCAUUAUUCCUGCAAGAUUCUCGUGGUUGGAGGUGGUACUGCUGGUUGCACAAUGGCUGCUAAGCUAUCCAGGAAGUUAAAUGAUCCGAAUCAAGUUAUUGUAUUGGAACCCAGUGAUAUCCACUAUUAUCAGCCCUUAUUUACUUUAAUUGGUGGUGGUAUUAGUUCUUUCAAGACAGCAAGAAGAAACAUGAAGGAUGUUUUGCCAAAAAACGCAAAAUGGGUGAAAGAUUCUGUCAUUGGUUUUCAGCCGAAUGUUAAUAAAGUUUUAACACAUAAUGGAGAUACUAUAGAAUAUGACAUGAUGGUUGUUGCAUUGGGUUUGCAACUGUAUUGGGAUAAAAUUCCGGGUUUGAUAGAGAGCUUGCGUGACCCUAACAUGCAAGUCUGCUCUAUUUAUGGACCCGACACCGUUACCCAAGUAUACGAUAGAAUCAAGAAAAUGAAAUCAGGAACGGCGAUUUUCACAUUUCCAAAUUCGCCGGUGAAAUGCCCAGGUGCGCCUCAAAAGAUUGCAUACAUCGCCGAAGAUUAUUUUCGUAAACAUAAGGUACGAGAUGAUAUCAACGUCAUAUAUAAUACCGCGUUGCCAGUUAUUUUCGGUGUUAAAAAAUAUGCCGAUUCCCUUUGGGCUGUUUGUACGGAGAGAGAUAUUACCGUCAACCUUCAGACAAGCUUGCUGAAAAUAGAUCCGGAUAAGCGGCAGGCCACGUUUGAGAAAUUGAACUCGCCAGGAGAAAUAUCAGUUCAAGAGUACUCAUUACUUCACGUAACGCCUCCAAUGGGACCUGUCGCGGUCUUGAAAGAACACCCGAUGCUAACUAAUGAAGCUGGAUUUCUCUGCGUCGAUCCUAAAACGCUGCGGCAUACAAAAUACCCGAAUAUAUUUGGAUUAGGCGACUGCACGAGUACCCCGAAUUCGAAAACGAUGGCUGCGAUAGCCGCGCAAGGAAAAGUCCUAUAUCAAAAUAUGCUGGACGAUUUGGCUGGUAAACCGACAAGCAUGGUUUACGACGGUUACGCAUCGUGUCCGCUGGUUACUGGCUACGACAAAUGUAUCUUAGCCGAGUUCGACUACAAUUUGCAGCCGUUGGAAACCUUCCCCGUAAAUCAAGGCAAAGAAUAUUACUUUAUGUUUCUACUGAAGAAAUAUUUCUUCCCGUUUAUAUAUUGGCAUCUGAUGUUAAGAGGUUACUGGAAUGGACCAGAAUUCUUCCGCAAAUUCUCAAAGAUAUUCAAGAAGAACUAAUGCAUGAAACAGAAGGAAGGCGAAGAGAGAGAUGUUUGGGGCCAAUUUUAUAACUGAAUAAAAUUAUAUUGUUACAGGUCUAAUUAUUUUAUAUACAUUAUAUGUGUAUAUUAUUAAUUAAUUAUUAUAUAUGUACAUAUGUAAAUGUUAUUUAUUUUAAUAAUAUAUAUAUAUAUAAAUAACCAUGUGAUAUGUACAAAGAAUGAAUAAAAACUACAUAUUUACUAUAUGA